AUGCCGCUUCUCAAACUGCUGCGGGCCGUCGAUGGCCGGGGUUGGGCCCCAUCUCCGAAUGCGACCUCACCUCCGAAUGCCCCCCCCCCCCCCUCAGGCCCCAGGCCGGGGCCGGGGCCGGGGCCGGGGCCAGUCAGUUUGCAUUUCCCAGCCCUGAAGGUCGCUUACUUCGCCCGUGAUGUCUCCAGUUGGGGAACCCAGGGAAAGCGCAGCUCACGCACUCUUCCUGGCGCAUCCCCUGCGCUCGAUCCUGCGUUUGUUCCCGCUCCAGGGAGGCGAGGACCCCCCCUGAUCUGGCCGCGCUCGCCCUUGCAGCUACCCGGCGUCUGCUCCCUCGGCCUGCGCCAGGGGCGGGUCGGAGAGGCAGGGGGCGUCCCCCGCGCCCGGGGGUUGCCAAGCAACCUGACCCUUGGUAGAUCCCGAGCGGCGCGGAGCCCGCGGAUUGGUGCGCGGCGGGGCAGGCGGGGCGGCGACGGCUUAAAGACAGUGGCGCUGGCUCCUCGCGUCCUCAGCCGCCGUGAGUUCAGGUCUGCACGGGUGAAGGCCCGUUUCUACUCUGCAUCCUCCUCAGAAGCUGGCUGUCCCCGGAUCUUGAUUACAGGUGGCCUUGGCCAGCUGGGAGUGAGCCUCGCUAGCUUUUUGAGGAAACGAUUCGGGAAGGACAAUGUCAUUUUGUCGGACAUAAAGAAACCCCCCGAUUAUGUCUUCUGUAGUGGCCCGUUUGUGUUCGUCAACGUCUUAGACCUCGAGAACCUCCGUAGGGUCGUGGUGAACAAUCGCGUUACCUGGAUGCUGCACUACAGCGCCCUGCUCAGCGCUGUGGGCGAGGGGAAUCUGCACCUGGCCAAAUCCCUGAACAUCGCUGGAUUGCACAAUGUUCUGGAUGUUGCGGGAGAGUACAACCUGCGCCUGUUUGUUCCCAGCACGAUUGGGGCUUUUGGACCUACCUCUCCCCGGAACCAAACCCCUGAUCUCAGCAUCCAGAGACCCAGGACCAUCUAUGGGGUGUCCAAGGUCCACGCGGAGCUCAUGGGGGAAUAUUACUGUUACCGGUUCGGGCUAGAUUUCCGCUGCCUGAGAUACCCCGGCAUCAUUUCAGCUUCCUCCCAGCCUGGAGGAGGAACCACAGACUACGCCAUCCAGAUUUUCUAUGACGCGGUGAAGAGCGGCAAGUUUGAGUGCUACCUGGGACCCAGCACCAGGCUCCCAAUGAUGUACAUAGAUGACUGCAUCCGGGCCACUCUGGAGUUGAUGGAGGCCCCGGCAGAGUCUUUGUCCAUGAGGACCUACAAUAUCAAUGCCAUGAGCUUCACGCCUGCGGAGCUAGCCCAGGAGAUCAGCAAGCAUGUACCUGAGUUCCGUAUCACGUACCGCGUGGACCCUGUCCGGCAGGCCAUAGCCGACAGCUGGCCCAUGAGCCUGGACGACAGCACAGCACGCAAGGACUGGGGGUGGAAGCACAACUUUGAUCUUCCAGAGUUGGUGACGAUGAUGCUGAACUUGCAUGGUUGUGACACCAGAGUGGCCCGAAUCAGCUGACAGUGUCAGAGGAGCACUGCCCAGGUCCUGCAUGGCCACAAGGGACAAAGCCUCUGCUCCAUUCUCAGACCCAGGCCACUCUCAGAGGAACUGCUCCAAACCUUCUGAUCUAACUCCUGUGUAGACAUUCAAGUCCCUGCUCAGCUACCUCCAGAAGCCACCAGUCAGAGCCCCUGUGAUGGAUCUGUGUGGCUGUAUAUGAUGAUGGUCAUGGAUUAAAAGGCAUUUGUACUGUGUCAGUGACAAUAAAUCAAUUGUUAUGCAUUUGGAA
Molecule: messenger RNA, 1810 nt
Organism: Cavia porcellus (domestic guinea pig)
Lineage: Eukaryota; Metazoa; Chordata; Mammalia; Rodentia; Caviidae
Product: L-threonine 3-dehydrogenase, mitochondrial-like
Exons: 10
Coding region: 1-1539 (512 amino acids)
Biological process (GO): L-threonine catabolic process
Molecular function (GO): L-threonine 3-dehydrogenase activity
Source: RefSeq, a predicted model, not a curated record